AUGGUUGCCUACCCACCACACCAUCAGAUUCUGUCAACACUUCUCCAAGAUCUACAACGCGAGAAGGCUUGCAGGGAACACGGAUUCUAUCUCGCAUUCGCCGCCCUCAAAAGGAUCGAUAACACCGCAACAAUCAUCAAGGACAGGUCCUUACAUACCCGGUCUCCUUCACUUGCCACACAUUCUUGCCUGCAAAAGGAGAUAUCUUGCAAGGGACUGUCAUCAAAGUUUUGUGGGACAGAGUUUUCAUCGGAUCAGCUCCACUCACUUACGUAUACCUCCCGCCCUCAAAAAUGCCAGGUUACCAGUAUUUCCCGUCAGAGUCGGAGGAUGAGAAGCCGUUUUUUUCGGAAAGAAGAUCUCACCAAGAUAGCUGCUGAAGUUGUUGUGCGGUUUAAAGUUGAGACCGUGCAGUUUAAGGAGAAACCAAAGAAGAACGAGUUUUACACUCUGACAACUAUGGAAGACGAUGAUACAUUUGGACUUGGUCCUAUCUCUCUUAUAGGACCAGAUGCACCGUACAUGUGA
Molecule: messenger RNA, 528 nt
Organism: Eruca vesicaria subsp. sativa (arugula)
Lineage: Eukaryota; Viridiplantae; Streptophyta; Magnoliopsida; Brassicales; Brassicaceae
Source: the annotation of a GenBank genome assembly